AUGGCUUCAUUGAAGGGAGUCUCUCACAGAGGGCAGUGGCUCGGCCUGGUUCUUUGUCUCUUUACGCUGAGGUCCGUGUGUGGACAGGCUCGUUACUCUGUUCCCGAAGAACAGACGGAGGGAUCUUUCGUUGGAAAUAUUGCUGGAGAUUUGGGAAUAGAUGUGCAAAGACUGGUCUCGGGGAACGCUCGCAUUGUGACUAAAGAAAGUCGACAUUAUGUGGAUUUAAAUCGAGACAAAGGCAUCCUUGUUGUUAAAGAGCGAAUCGACCGAGAGGAGCUGUGUAAAAAAACAACGCCCUGCAGUUUUAGUUUUGAGGUGAUUCUGGAGAAUCCAAUUCAGCUGUAUCGAGUCACUGUGGAGGUAACAGAUGUGAACGACAAUACUCCAGCUUUUGCCAAAGACGUAUUACAUUUGAAUAUAGUUGAAACUGCUGCACCAGGGACACGGUUUGCGUUGGAACGAGCUGAUGAUUUGGAUGUAGGUAUUAAUGAUAUUCAAAAAUACACACUAAAACCUAAUGAUCAUUUUAAAUUGGAAACACAGAGUCGCCCUGAUGGGAGUCAAUUUGUUGAGAUGAUUUUGGAAACGCCUUUAGAUCGAGAGAAAAAUGAGGAACAUACACUGAUUUUGGUCGCUUCAGAUGGAGGCGCACCUCAGAGAUCAGGAACAGCACGUAUUCACAUCACUGUACUAGACGCGAACGAUAAUGCACCAGUCUGUAGUAAACAGGUGUAUAAAGCUGAGGUUCAAGAAAACUCUGCAAUAGGAACUGUGGUCACCACCGUCAGCGCCACUGACGCAGAUACAGGAGUCAAUAGUGACGUUACAUUUUCAUUUGCUCACGUCAGUAAAGAGGCUAAGCAACUGUUUGGCAUAAAUGCCAAAACAGGAGAAAUUACAAUCAUGGGUAAAUUAGAUUAUGAAAAUUCAAAGUCUCAUCAAUUGAACGUUCGGGCUAGUGACCACGGAGGCUAUUCAGACACAUGCAGCGUGAUUAUCCAGGUAACUGACGUGAAUGAUAACUCUCCUGUUAUUCAGCUCAUGUCAUUUUCAAGCACAAUCUCCGAGGAUGCCCCUCCAGGCACAACUUUAGCUGUGAUUAAUGUUCAUGACGACGACUCAGAGAGAAACGGUGUAGUAGAAUGUUCUAUUAGUUCUGAUUUACCUUUUAAAAUUGAAUCUUCAUUGUCUGGUUAUUAUACAAUAGUGACUGAUGACGUGUUAGACAGAGAGAGUGUCUCAGAAUAUAAUAUUACUCUAACAGUGACUGAUCAAGGCUCCCCGCCGCUUUCAAACAGAAAAACAAUUCAGGUCAAAGUUUCCGACGUCAAUGACAACCCCCCAAAGUUUGACGAAUCAGAAUAUAGUAGAACAAUACCUGAGAAUAACUCACCUGGAUUUUCUAUUUUCACUGUACGUGCAGCUGAUGCAGACUGGGGCCAAAACGCCCGGAUUUCAUACUUCCUGGAAGACAUGGAAAUUAAUGGUGCGUCUCUGUCUUCUUUAGUGUCGAUGAAUUCAGAAAAUGGCGUAAUUGCAGUCAAAUCCUUUGAUUAUGAGCAAGUAAAGAAAUUUGAUUUUAAUGUAACAGCUCGUGACUCUGGCUCUCCUCCUCUGAGCUCAGUGGUCUCAGUUAAGAUCCUGGUUCAGGAUCAGAACGAUAACGCCCCUCAGGUGCUGUACCCAGUCCAGACUGGGGGUUCUCUGGUGGCUGAGAUGGUGCCUCGUUCAGCAGAUGUGGGCUAUCUGGUCACUAAAGUGGUGGCUGUGGAUGUGGACUCUGGACAGAAUGCCUGGCUCUCCUAUAAACUGCAGAAAGCCGCAGACAGGGCGCUGUUUGAAGUGGGCUUACAGAAUGGAGAAAUAAGAACUAUCCGCCAAGUGACUGAUAAAGAUGCAGUCAAACAGAGACUGACUGUUAUAGUGGAGGACAACGGGCAGCCCUCUCGUUCAGCUACAGUCAUUGUUAACGUGGCGGUGGCGGACAGCUUUCCUGAAGUACUGUCUGAGUUCACUGACUUUACGCACGACAAGGAGUACAAUGACAACCUGACUUUUUACUUAGUGCUGGCUCUGGCUGUAGUCUCCUUUCUGUUCAUCACGUGUGUAGUGGUCAUUAUCUCAGUGAAAAUCUACAGAUGGAGACAGUCUCGCAUCCUGUAUCACUCCAAUCUGCCAGUGAUCCCAUAUUAUCCUCCACGUUACUCAGACACUCUGGGCACAGCGACUCUCCCACACGUGUACAAUUACGACACGUGCAGGACCACAGACUCCAGAAAGAGUGACAUUAAAUACAUGCAGCCCAUGAGUCAAAGUCUGGUCAGUGUUGAUGACGUCGGGACUGAUUCUGCGCAAAAUGGACAUCAGAGAUCCACAAACUCUACAUUGAUCCGCUACUCAAUCCCAGAGGAGAUGAGGAAGGGCUCUCUUAUUGGUAACGUUGCACAGGACUUGGGUUUGGACAUAAAAAGGCUUCGUUCAGGCCGAGCUCGUAUCGUGACUGGAGAAAAUGUUCAGUACGCCGAGCUGAAGACAGACAAAGGGACUCUGGUGGUGAAUGAGAGGAUAGACAGAGAGCAGCUCUGUGGAGACGUGACGCCCUGCAGCUUCACCAGCAUCUUAAAAGACGGCAGUAACUACAUUCAAAUGGUGCUUCAGAAGGCAUUAGACAGAGAGAAACAGUCGCACCUUAAUCUUAAAACUGGUGGCUGUGGAUGGAGGAAGUCCGCAGAGAUCUGUUUCAGAAGACGCUCCCGUGGGCACCACCAUCGUAUAAUUAAUGUAAAAGAUUGGAUUCGGAUGAGAAUGGACAGAUGGAGACAGUCUCGCAUCCUGUAUCACUCCAAUCUGCCAGUGAUCCCAUAUUAUCCUCCACGUUACUCAGACACUCUGGGCACAGCGACUCUCCCACACGUGUACAAUUACGACACGUGCAGGACCACAGACUCCAGAAAGAGUGACAUUAAAUACAUGCAGCCCAUGAGUCAAAGUUUACUGGACGGAGUCUCUCACAGAGGGCAGUGGCUCGGCCUGGUUCUUUGUCUCUUUACGCUGAGGUCCGUGUGUGGACAGGCUCGUUACUCUGUUCCCGAAGAACAGACGGAGGGAUCUUUCGUUGGAAAUAUUGCUGGAGAUUUGGGAAUAGAUGUGCAAAGACUGGUCUCGGGGAACGCUCGCAUUGUGACUAAAGAAAGUCGACAAUAUGUGGAUUUAAAUCGAGACAAAGGCAUCCUUGUUGUUAAAGAGCGAAUCGACCGAGAGGAGCUGUGUGAGAAAACAACGCCCUGCAGUUUUAGUUUUGAGGUGAUUCUGGAGAAUCCAAUUCAGCUGUAUCGAGUCACUGUGGAGGUAACAGAUGUGAACGACAAUACUCCAGCGUUUGCCAAAGACGUAUUACAUUUGAAUAUAGUUGAAACUGCUGCACCAGGGACACGGUUUGCGUUGGAACGAGCUGAUGAUUUGGAUGUAGGUAUUAAUGAUAUUCAAAAAUACACACUAAAACCUAAUGAUCAUUUUAAAUUGGAAACACAGAGUCGCCCUGAUGGGAGUCAAUUUGUUGAGAUGAUUUUGGAAACGCCUUUAGAUCGAGAGAAAAAUGAGGAACAUACACUGACUUUGGUCGCUUCAGAUGGAGGCGCACCUCAGAGAUCAGGAACAGCACGUAUUCACAUCACUGUACUAGAUAUAAAUGAUAAUGCACCAGUCUGUAGUAAACAGGUGUAUAAAGCUGAGGUUCAAGAAAACUCUGCAAUAGGAACUGUGGUCACCACCGUCAGCGCCACUGACGCAGAUACAGGAGUCAAUAGUGACGUUACAUUUUCAUUUGCUCACGUCAGUAAAGAGGCCAAGCAACUGUUUGGCAUAAAUGCCAAAACAGGAGAAAUUACAAUCACGGGUAAAUUAGAUUAUGAAAAAUCAAAGUCUCAUCAAUUGAACGUUCGGGCUAGUGACCACGGAAGCUAUUCUGACACAUGCAGCGUGAUUAUCCAGGUAACUGACGUGAAUGAUAACUCUCCUGUUAUUCAGCUCAUGUCAUUUUCAAGCACAAUCUCCGAGGAUGCCCCUCCAGGCACAACUUUAGCUGUGAUUAAUGUUCAUGACGACGACUCAGAGAGAAACGGUGUAGUAGAAUGUUCUAUUAGUUCUGAUUUACCUUUUAAAAUUGAAUCUUCAUUGUCUGGUUAUUAUACAAUAGUGACUGAUGACGCGUUAGACAGAGAGAGUGUCUCAGAAUAUAAUAUUACUCUAACAGUGACUGAUCAAGGCUCCCCGCCGCUUUCAAACAGAAAAACAAUUCAGGUCAAAGUUUCCGACGUCAAUGACAACCCCCCAAAGUUUGACGAAUCAGAAUAUAGUAGAACAAUACCUGAGAAUAACUCACCUGGAUUUUCUAUAUUCACUGUACGUGCGACUGAUGCAGACUGGGGCCAAAACGCCCGGAUUUCAUACUUCCUGGAGGAAAUGGAAAUUAAUGGUGCGUCUCUGUCUUCUUUAGUGUCGCUGAAUUCAGAAAAUGGCGUAAUUUCUGCAGUCAAAUCCUUUGAUUAUGAGCAAGUAAAGAAAUUUGAUUUUAAUGUAACAGCUCGUGACUCUGGCUCUCCUCCUCUGAGCUCAGUGGUCUCAGUUAAGAUCCUGGUUCAGGAUCAGAACGAUAACGCCCCUCAGGUGCUGUACCCAGUCCAGACUGGGGGUUCUCUGGUGGCUGAGAUGGUGCCUCGUUCAGCAGAUGUGGGCUAUCUGGUCACUAAAGUGGUGGCUGUGGAUGUGGACUCUGGACAGAAUGCCUGGCUCUCCUAUAAACUGCAGAAAGCCGCAGACAGGGCGCUGUUUGAAGUGGGCUUACAGAAUGGAGAAAUAAGAACUAUCCGCCAAGUGACUGAUAAAGAUGCAGUCAAACAGAGACUGACUGUUAUAGUGGAGGACAACGGGCAGCCCUCUCGUUCAGCUACAGUCAUUGUUAACGUGGCGGUGGCGGACAGCUUUCCUGAAGUACUGUCUGAGUUCACUGACUUUACGCACGACAAGGAGUACAAUGACAACCUGACUUUUUACUUAGUGCUGGCUCUGGCUGUAGUCUCCUUUCUGUUCAUCACGUGUGUAGUGGUCAUUAUCUCAGUGAAAAUCUACAGAUGGAGACAGUCUCGCAUCCUGUAUCACUCCAAUCUGCCAGUGAUCCCAUAUUAUCCUCCACGUUACUCAGACACUCUGGGCACAGCGACUCUCCCACACGUGUACAAUUACGACACGUGCAGGACCACAGACUCCAGAAAGAGUGACAUUAAAUACAUGCAGCCCAUGAGUCAAAGUCUGGUCAGUGUUGAUGACAUCGGGACUGAUUCUGCGCAGAAUGAACAUCAGAGAUCCACAAACUCUACAUUGUGGCACAGGUUUUCAGUCCGCGUCCAUCGCCACAACGGAAAACUGGAAACCUAA
Molecule: messenger RNA, 5436 nt
Organism: Boleophthalmus pectinirostris (great blue-spotted mudskipper)
Lineage: Eukaryota; Metazoa; Chordata; Actinopteri; Gobiiformes; Gobiidae
Product: protocadherin Fat 3-like
Biological process (GO): homophilic cell-cell adhesion
Cellular component (GO): plasma membrane
Molecular function (GO): calcium ion binding
Source: RefSeq, a predicted model, not a curated record